Messenger RNA from Daucus carota subsp. sativus, 1969 nucleotides. Its product is annotated as lysine histidine transporter-like 8. Gene Ontology annotation, molecular function: amino acid transmembrane transporter activity. Gene Ontology annotation, cellular component: membrane. The record is from RefSeq and is a predicted model, not a curated record. The transcript is spliced from 5 exons. Lineage: Eukaryota; Viridiplantae; Streptophyta; Magnoliopsida; Apiales; Apiaceae. Bases 185 to 1783 code for a protein of 532 amino acids. Gene Ontology annotation, biological process: amino acid transmembrane transport.
AUUUCAGUAGAAGAUUACAAGUCCUCUGCACUGUAAUAAAAAAACUAUGUGCAGGUAACAUCAUAGCUCACUCUUCAUAAAUUUAUAAAGCAUUCAUAAUACAACCAUACACAGAGCUUCUUAUUAGUUGUUAGCAACUUGCACUUAGUUAACUGCUUGAUCACUAAAAAUUCGGAUCAGCAAAAUGGGUCAUGAGGUUGAUUUGGAGUUGAGCACCAGUACUGGUGUGACCCCGGAAGUGAAAUCAGAAGCCUCGACUCCCGGGGUCUCAGCGCCUAGGACCCCGAAACGAAAGGCACCAGCUCCUAUAUCCAUACCUUCGCCAUACAUAAUAUCGGCUCCAGCUUCACAAGCGCAGACUCCCAGCGCCAGGGGAGCCCGGACACCGAGGUUCUUGACGACUCCAAGGUUCCUGACUCCUUUAGGGAGCCCGAUUAGGAAGGCUCUUAACUUUGUAAAACUCGACCCUAAAGACGCUUGGCUCCCCAUUACUCAGUCACGAAAUGGAAAUGCUUAUUAUGCUGCUUUUCAUACUCUGUCUUCUGGUAUCGGAAUCCAAGCCCUCGUGCUCCCUGUCGCCUUCACAUAUCUUGGCUGGACAUGGGCAAUCAUACUAUUGACACUAGCGUUUGUGUGGCAACUUUACACCCUAUACCUGUUGGUGCAACUCCAUGAAGACUUCGAAAAAGAAGUACGCUACAGCCGGUAUAUGCAGCUGGCAAACGCAGCUUUCGGUGAAAAGUUGAGCAAAGUUAUAGCCCUAUUUCCAAUUGGUUACCUGUCCAUGGGAACAUGUACGACGCUUAUCAUGAUAGGAGGAUCAUCAUGCGAGAGAUUUUUCCAGAUUGUUUGCAAUCCCAUGACAUGUAGCACGACGCCGCUGACUAGUGCAGAAUGGUACUUGGUUUUCACAAGUGCUGCAGUCAUUCUUUCUCAGCUCCCAAACUUGAACUCUAUUGCGGGUAUUUCUCUUGUGGGUGCCAUCACUGCCGUAGGUUACUGUACCAUGAUCUGGAUUACCUCUGUUGCCGAGGGCAGAAUACAUGGAGUGUCAUACAAUCCCACGCUCUCUGGCUCCAAGAUUCAGAAGAUUUUUGACAUCCUUAAUGCUGUUGGGAUUAUUGCUUUUGCAUUCAGAGGUCACAACCUUGUUCUUGAAAUUCAGGCCACAAUGCCUUCAAGUGAGAAGCAACCUUCACGAGUGCCUAUGUGGAAAGGAGUCAAGGUCUCCUACGCGAUCAUACUAAUGUGCUUAUUCCCUCUUGCAAUAGGUGGUUAUUGGACAUAUGGCCAGAUGAUUCCGGCAAACGGUGGGAUCCUGACAGCUUUAUACUUGUUCCACGGACAAGACACCGCAAAAGGCUUGAUAGGACUUAUAAACAUGUUCGUGAUAAUCAACGGAUUGAGCACAUUUCAAAUAUACGCCAUGCCAAUGUUCGAUGACAUGGAAUCAACAUACGUAAGUAGGAUGAAGAAACCUUGUCCCUGGUGGCUCCGAGUCAUUCUCCGAACAUUAUUCGGAUACUUCUGUUUCUUUGUAGCCGUGGCAAUGCCGUUUCAAGGAAGCUUUUCGGGUCUGAUUGGCGGGAUAUACUUGCCCGUGACAUUGGCUUAUCCAUGUUUCAUGUGGCUCAUUAUCAAGAAACCCAAGGUUUAUUCUUCAGUUUGGUGGCUAAACUGGAUUCUAGGUGUCCUCGGAGUGUGUGUAAGUGUGUUACUAGUUGCUGCGGGGGCUUAUGUUGUGAUUCACACUGGUGUCGAAGGGAGCUUCUUUAAACCUUAAUAACUAGUCAAGCUGGCUCAAGUACGUCUUGAGUAGUUGAGUGUAUUUGCAUGUUUGGUAUGUAUGUUUUGUCUGUGAUUGUGUAGUUUUGUAAUGGCUCUCGGCUGGGAUUUUUAUCUGGAUAAUUUGGGCUUACGAAGACGUAGCUUUUUAUUCACAAAUGGAAUAAAAAUGUGUUCAAGUGUC